Molecule: messenger RNA, 1731 nt
Organism: Iphiclides podalirius (scarce swallowtail)
Lineage: Eukaryota; Metazoa; Arthropoda; Insecta; Lepidoptera; Papilionidae
Source: the annotation of a GenBank genome assembly
AUGCGUUGCCACCUUUUAAUCAAGUGGGCUUUGUUCACUCCAGUCUUCUCGUUACCAAGUUCAUUGGCAUGUCGGAUUGAUUACUCCGUUUGUGUUGAAAACUUUGAUAAUUCUAAAAUGUCAGGCGGUCACAAACAUCGUUACAAGAAUGUAGGAUUGAGUGCUGAUGAAUUGCGCCGUCGCCGUGAAGAAGAAGGUGUGCAAUUACGUAAGCAAAAAAGGGAGCAACAGCUUUUCAAACGUAGAAAUGUUAAUCUGCCAUCACCAAAUGCGCCAGAUGUUGCUAUACAGGAUGACAUUAACAUAUCUGCAACUGAUGAUAUUACACCACAAAUGGUAGUUGCAUUAUAUAGUGACAAUCCACAGGACCAAAUUAUAGCAACUCAAAAAUUUCGUAAGCUUUUAAGUCGUGAACCAAAUCCACUUAUAGAUGAAGUGAUAAGGACUGGAAUAGUUCCUAAAUUUGUUGAAUUCUUAACAAACAACUCUAAUCCAACAUUACAGUUCGAGGCGGCAUGGGCGUUGACUAACAUCGCCUCUGGGACAUCAGAACAGACACGAGUAGUAGUGGAGAGUGGCGCGGUGGCGGCGCUAGUGGCGUUAGUGGGUGGCGGCGCUGGCGAUGAUGUGCGCGAGCAGGCCGUGUGGGCGCUGGGCAACGUCGCCGGCGACUCGCCGAGUUGCCGCGAUGCCGUCCUCGCCGCUGGUGUACUGCCGCCCCUAAUAGAAAUCUUAAACAAAUAUACAAGGUUAUCCAUGACAAGGAAUGCAGUUUGGACUCUAUCAAACUUGUGUAGGGGUAAAAACCCUCCGACAAAUUUUGAAGCAGUAGCACCAGGUAUACCUGUACUAGCGAGGCUUCUCCACCAUACUGACGCAGAUGUCUUGACCGAUGCUUGCUGGGCUCUUUCAUAUUUAUGUGACGGACCAAAUGAGAAGAUUCAAGCUGUGAUUGAUGCAGGCAUUUGUAGAAGACUUGUGGAAUUACUUAUGCACAACAAAUCCACAGUAGUUUCAGCAGCAUUAAGGGCCGUAGGUAACAUAGUUACUGGCAAUGAUGCUCAGACACAGGCUAUUCUGAACUGCAAUCCACUACCUAGUCUACAUAUGCUGCUUCGCUCCAGCACUGAGGCUUUGAAGAAGGAGACUUGUUGGACAUUGUCCAAUAUUACUGCAGGGAAUGCUGUACAAAUACAAGCGGUUAUAGAUGCUAAUAUAUUCCCGACGUUAAUUGAAAUAUUAAGGCAAGCUGAAUUCAAAACAAGGAAAGAGGCUGCAUGGGCAAUCACUAAUGCAUCCAGUGGAGGUUCUCAUGAACAAAUUAGGUACCUAGUUGAACAAGGUUGUAUACCACCCCUGUGUGAUUUACUGACAUUGACUGAUGCUAAAACUGUACAAGUGGCACUUAAUGGACUUGAUAAUAUAUUAAAAGCAGGACAGCAAUCGGACCAACUUAAUCCAUAUGCGGCUCUCAUAGAAGAAUGCUUUGGCCUGGACAAAAUAGAAUUCCUGCAGUCGCACGAGAACUUGGACAUAUACCAAAAGUCUUUUGAGAUAAUCGAAAACUACUUUGGAUCGGAGAGCGAGGAUGGCCGCCUCGCGCCAGAGGUGUCCUCCACCACCGGCCAGUACCAGUUCGGAGCAGACCAGAGCAAUGCCUGUAACUGGGAAGUGAUAAAUCGCUCCAGCGAAGUAAUCUACACAGGAGAGUGUCUGUGUUAUGCACUGCAA